Molecule: messenger RNA, 338 nt
Organism: Staurois parvus
Lineage: Eukaryota; Metazoa; Chordata; Amphibia; Anura; Ranidae
Source: the annotation of a GenBank genome assembly
AGUAUGUGAUACUGGCAGGGGCAAACUGACAACUCAUGGGGCCCCCGUCAAUAGGGGAUCAUGGGGCCUCUGUGUCCUCGCCCACACUCAAAGCACCCCCAAAAAAGCCUAUGAAAGGUACCAGGGGCAUCUCAUGGGGCCCCCUACUGACCCCGGGCUCUCAGGCAGUGCCCAAGUUUUCAAAUGGUCAGUCCGCCCCUGGUGGGAACACAUUUAGGUGAUUGCAGUAGCUUAUCAUUAAUUUGUGGCAGCGCAUGAGUAUUGUAUCCUUAUAUAUGUGAACCCUCACCUUGUAAAACAACCCAUUCGGUUUAAAAUAGAAAAUGCAAGGCACAACA